Messenger RNA from Fomitopsis serialis, 1547 nucleotides. RefSeq lists its product as uncharacterized. The record is from RefSeq and is a predicted model, not a curated record. The transcript is spliced from 7 exons. NCBI's taxonomy places the organism in Eukaryota, Fungi, Basidiomycota, Agaricomycetes, Polyporales, Fomitopsidaceae. Bases 341 to 1474 code for a protein of 377 amino acids.
UCUCCAAGAGUCCCAACCUCCCCCGUUUCGUGUGCCGCACGGAUGCGGCCCACUCCGUUGACUUUACUCUAUACCGUAUAAUCACGACUAUUCCCGGCGAUCACCAUCAUGUCUUCAAGUCCGUUCACCGUUCUCAUCCAAUACGACGUCAGCGUUCGCAACGCGAAGACUUCCUGCUUCUCUACCACCAGAUCCGAUGCACUACAAUUGAUUUUUUCGUAUCUCAAACAAGACCUCUGGAGUCUGGGGAUUCCUCUGCCCACUUUAUCGAGCAUGCUCAAUUGGUCGCAAGGCGUGAUUAUGUGCUAUUUGGGACGGGGAGGCGGCUCGGAAACACGGUAUGACACGUCUAGAUUCCGCUGUGCGCUUGGGCCGUUUGCCAGAGCUCAGCAUUAAAGAGAUGAGAUUGCCGUCUUGGAUCAACGUGAGCGGACCGAUCCCACCCAGCGUAGUGGGACCUCCCAAACGACCCCGGUCUCCAUACAACGACUCCCCCCAGGCUAAGCGCCCCCGUGACGACCGCUACUCUAGCGAACGGAUCUCAGUCGACACCGCUGCAGGUACUACUCUGGGCAACACUACUCCGGCAUCCCACUCGGCGUCAGCUCGCGGCCCGUCUCACUACGAAUCGGUACAGCCUCGUCUGGCCAACCUCUCUAGCGCUCCUACUUCACAGGCUACUCCGACGGACCUUUCAAUGUCAUGGCUCGAUAACACUCACUUAAAUCGGAAGAGGCAACCUACUGGCGGAUCUGGAUCGGGGCCUCACGUUACUGUACUGCAUGAUCGUGUCAACACAAACGUACCUACACGUACCAAGGCUGCGGACAUCACAAACUCGACCAAGCCUGAAGCUUCUGUGGGGGACACUACCGCUCGUUCUCAGGUAGACUCUAUGGCUCGCUCAGCUCCGGCUCCCCCGGUCACUUCUGGCGGUAACACUCGGGCUACUGCCUCGACUGUCGAUCCACGUCCCGCUGCCCAACGUAGGAUCUCCUCUGGACCUGCGAACAACGCCUCUGGUAGCUCCUCUGGAUCGGCCUCACGUAUCGCAACUGUCCCGUCUCGAUCAUCUGUUAUCUCUACGCAGGUUUUGUACACGGCACUCGGGAUACCCUGUCCUCACGACCCGUGCCGAAAGGUUGCGCAGGAGCUCAAGAAUGCGACAGAGAAGAUAGUCGCGCUGGUCCAGGAAGUGGACGCAUCCAAGAGGGAAGCUGCAAAUUGGGACCAUGCGCGGACCCGCAUGGAGGCGAAGAACAUCGAGACAGAAGCGAAGAACAUCGAGACAGAAGCGAAGAACAUGACCUUGGAAGCGAGGAUCAGGCCAGGAAACCGGGACCUCGAACGCGAGCGCCAGCGUGUCGCUAGCUAUAUGCAAGUGAUUGAGACCGAGAAGGCCAUUGUUCGCGUGAUCGCCAAAGACAAAGAAGGUAGGUUUUCCGCUUGGGUACCGGUCGUAAGGUUGGGCUGACAUGGAGAAGGCCUCGAGAAGCGGGUUGACUGCUUGGUGGCGGAGAUACAGAAGCUUGCACCUGUAGGCUACG